CUAUCUUAGCUAUCUAGCUUGCAUCAACUCCCACGUUCUACGUUUGCCCUUCCAAGACUUCAAUUCGUCAGUCCUGCACUUGAACUUCUUUCCUCAUAUCUGGCAGCCAUGGCCACUGAUAUUCGUACCUCGGAGCUCAAGGAGCCCGUAGAUGUUGCUGAGUACCUUUUCCGACGCCUGCACCAAGUUGGCGUGCGAUCAGUACAUGGUGUCCCUGGGGACUACAACCUCGUUGCAUUGGACUAUAUCCCCAAAAAUGGUCUGAAAUGGGUGGGAAAUGUCAACGAGUUGAAUGCAGGCUACGCCGCCGAUGGCUAUGCGCGUGUAAAAGGAAUCGCUGCAAUUGUUACCACCUUUGGCGUAGGAGAGCUGUCGGCCGUUAACGCACUGGCCGGUGCGUACAGCGAAUAUGUUCCCGUUGUCCACAUAGUCGGAUGUCCUUCCACUGCUGCCCAGAAAGACGGUCUUCUUCUGCACCAUACUCUUGGAAAUGGUGACUACUCCGUUUUUGCCAAUAUGUCUCGUCAAAUCUCCUGCGCUGUCUCCAUGCUCAAUGAUCCUUACGAAGCCGCAACUCUCAUCGACCAUGCCAUACAAGAGUGUUAUAUUAAAAGUAGACCGGUCUACAUUUCUCUCCCCUCCGACAUGGUCACGAAGAAGAUUGAAGGCGCAAGGCUGAACGCGCCGUUGAACCUGGACUUUCCAACCAAUGAUCAAGACAAGGAAAAUUACGUUGUUGAUGUUGUGAUGAAGUACCUCGAAGCAGCUAAAUCACCCUGCAUCGUCGUUGAUGCCUGUUCCAUAAGACACCGUGCUCUUGAGGAAGUCCACAAACUCGUUGCAACAUCUGGCAUACCUACCUUCGUUGCUCCAAUGGGAAAAGGGGCAAUUGAUGAGACCCUACCAAAUUAUGGCGGGGUGUACGCUGGUGAUGGGUCGAAUGAGGGCGUGCAGAACUACGUUGAAAAUUCCGACCUUGUUCUCAACAUUGGUGCAAUAAAGUCUGACUUCAACACUGCUGGUUUCACAUAUCGCAUGUCGCAGCUCAAGUCCAUCGACUUCCAUAGUUACGGUGUAUACGUUCGAUACUCCGAAUAUCCUGGAGUGCGCAUGAAUGGUGUUCUGAGAAAGGUGGCCGAGAAGCUCGGAAAGUUCAACGUGACAGCCCCAUUCCCUAAACCAAGCAAUGCAAUCCCAGCAGAAGAGAAACAAGACGACUCUGGCGUAAUUAGCCACGCUUGGUUGUGGCCACGUCUGGGCCAAUGGCUGCGUGAGGACGAUGUUAUCAUCACAGAAACAGGCACAAGUAAUUUUGGUAUUUGGGAGACUAGGUUUCCAAAGAAUGUCAUCGCCAUAUCGCAGGUACUUUGGGGUAGUAUUGGAUAUGCGACGGCAGCAUGUCAAGGUGCCGCAUUAGCUGCGCGAGAGACAGGCAAAAAGCGGACGAUUCUGUUCACCGGUGACGGUAGCUUCCAACUCACUGCCCAAGAAGUGUCAACAAUGAUCCGAAAUGAGUUGGACCCGAUAAUAUUCGUGCUUUGUAACAAGGGGUACACCAUCGAACGAUUUAUCCACGGAUGGAAAGACGCGUACAAUGACGUGCAAGAGUGGGAUUAUAAGGGCAUUCCGGCGGCUUUCGGCUGUUCCCCAGAAAAGCACCAGACGUACCGAGUUAAGUCAAAGAAAGAGAUUGACGACCUAUUCAACGACCAGACCUUUUCUGACAGCAAUAAGCUGAGAUUCGUGGAGAUUGUAAUGGACUGGGACGAUGCUCCAAGGGCCCUUAAAUCAACUGCCGCUGCAUCUGCUAAGAGAAAUGAGGGAUAGAUGUAAGUAUACGAAUGAAUGACAAACUUGACUCUGAUCUUGAGCUGUUGACAACCUAUGACAUGGUCCCAAAUCGCACAAAGAAUGUACCAUGCAAAUCGAGUCCCUCCUGAGUGUAAGUGAACCUACCAAUGCUGGGGGUUGUCUAUCCACUAGCAGCCUCGAAAAAUAAGUGAAUCAACAAUAUCCGCGGCACGUGGCGCCACAUGACACUGUUUAUAAUUACAAGCUUGUUGUCUUUGCUUGUUCAUCGUCGCGUAGCAUAGCCUUGACUUGCCCACGCACACCGCACCUGGUUAAUCUUAAAUUCGAAGAAAAUUUGCUCCGUGUUUGAC
Messenger RNA from Pseudovirgaria hyperparasitica, 2162 nucleotides. Its product is annotated as pyruvate decarboxylase. The coding region runs from base 109 to 1827 and encodes 572 amino acids. Lineage: Eukaryota; Fungi; Ascomycota; Dothideomycetes; Acrospermales; Acrospermaceae. The record is from RefSeq and is a predicted model, not a curated record. The transcript is spliced from 4 exons. Gene Ontology annotation, molecular function: carboxy-lyase activity; thiamine pyrophosphate binding; magnesium ion binding.